Aspergillus versicolor CBS 583.65 is the source of this 1911-nucleotide messenger RNA. Its product is annotated as oleate hydratase. Gene Ontology annotation, molecular function: oleate hydratase activity; FAD binding. Bases 103 to 1713 code for a protein of 536 amino acids. The transcript has 2 exons. Gene Ontology annotation, biological process: fatty acid metabolic process. Lineage: Eukaryota; Fungi; Ascomycota; Eurotiomycetes; Eurotiales; Aspergillaceae. The record is from RefSeq and is a predicted model, not a curated record.
CACGGUUCCUCUUGACCUUGAAGUCAUACACCCACCAGCCUUAUCUCAACGGCCUUUCAUCCCCAGAAAUAGACACCUUCAUCUAUAAUUACCAAAGGAAACAUGGCAAGACGUGAUCCGGAGCGCAUCGAUGCCUGGAUCCUAGGCAGCGGGGUCGCAUCGCUCACAGCCGCAGUGCAUCUCAUCCAGGAAGUUCAUGUGCCACCUUCCCGUAUACACAUAAUCGAGUCUCUUAGUGUCCCAGGCGGCGCAACCGCAAGUCAUGGCGAUGCAGAGAAUGGCUAUGACCUUCGCAUACAGCCACAAUACAACGGUGUGUGCAUGGAUGCCACGCUGUCGCUAGUCCCCUCGACAUCUGAUCCCAGCCGCUCAGUGCGCGAUGAGAUCCUCGAGUUUGCGACAUCACUGGAAAUCCAACCGCCGCGCACAAUGUUUCUGGGUCACAAGUCUAAUGGGGUCGGUCGCGUCGAUGCGAAGAAGAUGGCGCUGGGCUUGCGCGACCGAAUUGAUCUGUUCACGCUGGCAUCCAAGUCGGAGAAGACGCUGGGGAGGGCCCCCAUUUGCGACUUCGUUAAUGAGAGAUUCUUUCGAAGUGCAUACUGGUUGGCGCUUGCUGCAAGCUUCGGCCUCAAACCCUCACACUCCGCUGCCGAAUUCCGCCGGUACCUGCAUCGCUUCAGCAAUCUGCACGACCUCCAGCAACCUUACCUCCUUGAUCUAGGUAAAUACAGCGUGCAUGAGUCUAUCAUAGUCCCCGUCGUUCAGUUCCUCAUGUCCAGAGGUGUGGACUUCCGCCUCAACACCACCAUCUGCGACAUCUCCUUUGCGAAAGAUAACCCUAACAAACCCAACGACCCAACACGCAUUACCGCAAUACAAACCUCUCCAGUCCGCGAGCCAUGCUGCUCUGUCUCCUCAAAGGACCAAAAGACAAUACAAGUCAGUCCAGACGACAUCGUUAUCGUCUCACUAGGCUCCAUCUUCUCCACCCUCCUCCCAGGAACAAACACCCACCCCCCUCCAUCCCUCCACCUCGACCCAACAACAAUCACCGACCCCGAAACCUCCAUGGACGCAGAUACAGAACUCGACGAAAACUGGCUUCUCUGGCUCGAGCUCAGCACCAAGCACCCCAACUUCGGCAACGCCUACAACUUCUGCACAAGACUGCACUCCUCCCGCCUCGAAUCCUUCACCAUCACCUUAUCCUCCACCGAACUCUUCUCCCGCCUCACCGAAACAAUAGCCCAAACCCCAGGCCCUAAUACCCUGCUAACCCUCCGCGACUCCCCCUGGCUCGUCACCCUGCACAUCCCCCACCAACCCGUCCUCCCAGACCAACCACCCCACAUCCAAGUCUGCUGGGGCUACGCCCUCGCCCCCGAGCGCAGCGGGACACACAUCCAAAAGCCAAUGAUCGACUGCUCGGGUCAAGAAAUCCUGUCCGAGAUCCUCUCGCAGCUGGGAUACCCGCUUGAGUCGAUCCUCAAGAAGGCGGUUACGAUUCCCUGCAUUCAGCCGCGUGGGGCGGCGACUCUGCUCCCCAGGAUCCCGAACGAUCGGCCGGCUGUUAUACCGGAGGGGAUGCGGAACAUGGCUGUGAUAGGGCCGUUUGUGGAGAUUGCAGAUGAGGCGGUUACGACGGAUUAUAGUGUGAGGGGUGCGCAGAUUGCGGUCAGGGAGUUGAUGGGUGUGGGCACUGUCGUAGGGUAAGAAGGGGUUUUCGGCCUCUGAUUGUAUGAUUAUGUGUCGUAUGGUUAAAAAAAUGAAUAUUUUCAGCGUGGGUGGGCUAGACUCACAGUAUCAAUGAGUCUCGAUUCAUACAUGAGCUUCAGGUCCAGACAAUAUAAAGAAAUCCCCGGCAAUACCCGUUUCAUUCAUGGUUACUACAAUGAAUAAUAGUGCACUGGA